Messenger RNA from Cucurbita moschata (crookneck pumpkin), 1306 nucleotides. RefSeq lists its product as uncharacterized. The record is from RefSeq and is a predicted model, not a curated record. The coding region runs from base 115 to 1062 and encodes 315 amino acids. The transcript is spliced from 4 exons. Gene Ontology annotation, molecular function: hydrolase activity. NCBI's taxonomy places the organism in Eukaryota, Viridiplantae, Streptophyta, Magnoliopsida, Cucurbitales, Cucurbitaceae.
UUCUUUAAAUCCUCUUUGACUAGAAAAUAAAAAAUAAAAAUCCUAAUAAGGGAUAAUUUUAUACCAGCUGCCUCAGCCGUACGCAAUUCACCACAGCGUCUCGUGGUCAAUCCGAUGUCGCAUUCCGAUCAAAAUCCGGCGAAAACCAGAGUAGUCUGUUGCAUUGGCGACGUCCAUGGAUACAUCACCAAGCUUCGAAACUUAUGGUUGAAUCUCGAGUCCUCCAUUGAGCCAUCGGAUUUCAAUUCCGCUCUCAUAAUCUUCUUAGGCGAUUAUUGCGACAGGGGAUCGAAUAGCCGAGAAGUAAUUGAUUUCUUGAUCAAUUUACCCUCCAGAUAUCCAAGCCAGAAGCACGUUUUCCUCGCCGGAAAUCACGAUUUUGCGUUCGCCGCUUUCCUCGGAAUUUUGCCUCCUCCGGCCGAUGGAUCGGCUUUUAAGGAUACGUGGACGCAGUUCGAGGAGAACGAAAAGCGAGAAGGGUGGUUCAGAGGUAAGGGGUAUGAGAAUAUGCAUUUGCAAGGGAGAAGAUGGGGUGGGAAAAUUACGGUGAAAACCAAUUUGGCGAAGGGGACUGAAUAUCAGGGUUCCAUUUAUGAUGCUGGACCGACAUUUGAGUCCUAUGGUGUUCCUCAUGGCUCUGCAGAUUUGGUCGAGGCAGUGCCUGAUGAACACAAGAAGUUCCUUUCCAAUAUGGCUUGGGUACAUGAAGAGGAUGAUAUCUGUUUGGAGACAGAGGAAGGCAUCAAACACUAUAAAUUGAUAGCCGUCCACGCCGGUUUAGAGCGAGGGAAAGAUGUUGAAGAACAACUGAAUUCCUUGAAAGCCAAAGACACCAAAUCACCCAAGAUAGAGUGCCUUAGUGGGAGGAAAAACGUUUGGGAUAUCCCAAAUGCACUGUCUGAGAAGCCAACAAUCGUUGUAAGUGGACACCAUGGUAAGCUUCAUAUUGAUGGCUUAAGACUCAUCAUUGAUGAAGGUGGUGGCCUAAAAGAUAACCCUGUAGCUGCCAUUGUGCUUCCAUCGAUGAAAAUUGUGCGUGAUAUUGAUAACACGAAACAGUGAUCGGUGUCGGGGAAGCGGGCGAGCGGGCGGGCGGGCGGGCUUAAUAUUCAUACCCAUGAAACGAUAUUUGUUAUUCAAACGAGCGGGCGGGUAAGAGUGUAAUUGUAUUUACUUUCCUAUUUACUUAGAAAAAUCAUGUGGAAAUUGAAAGGGUCAUUUGGAUUUAUUAUUAUUGGCACAGCAUAUUCCUUCUUUGUUCUUGAUUUCCAUUAAAGAAGAUAUGGACACUCGAGUUCUCUUUCAA